UCACACACACACAUACAUAUAUAUAAAUAAAUAUUAAAGAGUAUUAUGCUCAAUAUAAAUAGUUUGAUUUUUGGUGUUAAUACACAAAUUGUACUAAAUCAAAACACUUUAGAAAUCGUACUACAACUAACCAAAACAUGUUCCAGUUUUUCAGUUAUAACUCCUUAACCUCCAUCUUCUUCCUCUGUCUCAUGCCUUCUCUCUUUCCCGCCAGAACCCUUCCCGGCACUCUGUUCCCCGCUGACCUCUCUCCGAACGCUACCUGGAACAACUUCGUUAACUUCAUCGACGCCGGCAAGGGUGCCAACUUCUCCGGCAUGUCUGAGCUCAAGAAGUACUUCCAUCGAUUUGGAUACCUCCAAAUCCCAGACAACGUCGUAGAUAACUUCACAGACAUAUUCGAUGAUAGUUUCGAAUCCGCCGUCGUUAACUACCAGAGGAACCUCGGAUUGAUGGUGACUGGAAAGCUCGACGCCGGGACUGUGACACAGAUCAUGUCGCCGCGCUGCGGCGUAAGUGAUGUAAGGAAAGGGUCGACGGACAAAAUCCACGUCACUAAACACUAUGCGUAUUUUUACGGUGAGCCGCGGUGGGGGAGAUCAGCUCAGGUGUCGCUAACAUACGCUUUUUCCCGUAAUCAUAUGAUCGAUUACCUUAGUUCCUCCGACGUGCAAGAUGCUUUUCGGCGUUCGUUCUCACGGUGGUCGUCUGUGAUACCGGUGAACUUUACGGAAGCGGACGAUUACUCGUCGGCAGACAUAAAAAUCGGAUUUUACAAAGGUGAUCAUGGCGACGGAGAGCCGUUCGACGGUGUUUUAGGAGUGUUGGCUCACGCUUUUUCGCCGGAAAACGGUCGGCUCCAUUUAGAUGAAGCUGAGACAUGGGCCGUUGAUUUUAAAUCAACUAAAUCAAAGGUGGCCGUUGAUUUAGAAUCAGUUGCAACGCAUGAAAUUGGGCAUAUACUCGGGUUGGCCCACACUUCGGUCAAAGACGCUAUCAUGUACCCGAGCUUGAGUCCGAGAACUAAGAAGGUGGACCUUAAGAUUGAUGACGUGGAAGGGGUCCAGGCGCUAUACGGGUCAAACCCGAAUUUUAGAUAUAGUUCAUUGAUGGAAUCCGAUCUUUCUUCGGGUUGGGUGAUUACAAGCUCAAUUAAAUGGUCGACUUACUUGAUUGUACUUGUAGGGUGUUUAUGGUGACACACUUGUCUUAUUUUUUAUUUUUUGUAAUUUAGUAUAAUUUUUUAAAUAUUUUAUCAAUUUUUCUAGAACGGGCUUUCUCAAGUCCUCAUACUUUUGAUUGUUUUUUAUUUUUAAUGUAAAAAGUUACAGAUUUUGAAUUGCUUUUGAUAAUACG
Molecule: messenger RNA, 1356 nt
Organism: Lactuca sativa (garden lettuce)
Lineage: Eukaryota; Viridiplantae; Streptophyta; Magnoliopsida; Asterales; Asteraceae
Product: Matrixin family protein
Biological process (GO): collagen catabolic process; proteolysis; extracellular matrix organization
Cellular component (GO): extracellular matrix
Molecular function (GO): metalloendopeptidase activity; zinc ion binding
Source: RefSeq, a predicted model, not a curated record